This is a messenger RNA of Erpetoichthys calabaricus (reedfish), 1318 nucleotides long. It is a transcript of the gene hykk.2, whose product is annotated as hydroxylysine kinase, tandem duplicate 2. Bases 134 to 1207 code for a protein of 357 amino acids. The record is from RefSeq and is a predicted model, not a curated record. Gene Ontology annotation, molecular function: amino acid kinase activity. The transcript is spliced from 5 exons. Lineage: Eukaryota; Metazoa; Chordata; Cladistia; Polypteriformes; Polypteridae.
CGCUCUGAGGCAAUAAGAACACUUGAGGGGGCGAGGCCUCCUGGGCUUCAAGGCGGAAACUUUGGACUUUGGAUCGUUCAGGUCGAACAGAUUAUCCUUCGGAACCCUGCAGGCUUUACAGAAUCGGGGUGACAUGUCGAGGGUGGUGAACUGUCCCUAUUCCAGUGAUGCUCAGGUAGUGGAGCUGGUGAAGCGUGUUUAUGGCCUUGUCCCAUCUAAAGUCAACUCCUUGCCCAGCUAUUUGGAUCAGAAUUUCCACCUGGAGAUUGCUGGCCUAGGAGACUUUGUGCUGAAGAUCAUUAACUAUUUGGAGGGUCGUAAUCCAGAGGUGCUUGAAGGCAUGCUGAGUGCCAUGAUGAAGCUAAAUGAGACAGGGCUGCCCAUUCCAGUCCCCCAGAACUCCUUGGAUGGGAAGCGUGUCUCUGUGGAGUCCAUUGAGUACAGCUCUAACUCUCAUCAGCACAUGGUGGUAAUGCUCACAUACCUGCAAGGAACACCCAUUGCAAAGACCAAGUCUAGCCCUCAGCUCUUGUAUGAAAUUGGAAGGAUGGCAGCAAGAGUGGACAGUGUCCUGACAGAGCUGGACAGCUCUUGCGUGAAGGCCCUGCACCGUAAUAAUUUCAUUUGGAACCUCACCAAUGUCCCACUGCUGGAGCAAUACCUGUGUCACAUCAAGGACAACACAUUGAGGGAGGUGGUGGCCGCUGUUAUCCAGCAGUUUAAGGAGAAGAUAGAGCCUAAUUUGCCAGAUUUUCGUAAAUGUGUCAAUCAUGGGGACCUGAACGACCACAACAUCUUGGUGAUGCCGGAGGAGGAUGGUUUAGAUAAGCCUGUGUACAAAAUCUCAGGGAUCCUGGACUUUGGUGACAUGAGCUAUGGUUUCUAUGUGUUUGAGGUUGCCAUAGUAAUCAUGUACAUGAUGAUUGAGAGUCCAGAGCCCCUAAAUGUUGGAAGUCCUGUUCUUGCAGGCUAUGAGAGUAUGAUACCACUGAAUGCUGCUGAGAGGGAUGCCUUGUACCUUCUGGUUCUCUGCCGCUUCUGUCAGUCCUUAGUGAUGGCCAACUACAAUGUGGUUCUACAUCCAGAAAAUGAGGAGUAUCUGAUGAUUACUGCUCGCAUGGGCUGGAGACUCCUGUUGCAACUUUGGAAAAUGGGAAAGGAGGCUGUAGAGGAGUUGUGGUUUCGGCCACAUAAGGCAGACAUCUGAAUGUACAGCCUUCCAAAAUACCUGAAACACAUCUGAAUCUCUUGCUCCCAAUGUUAGCUAAUGGCUGUCUUUCCUGGUAAUUCCAAAUAAAAUAAGGAAUUAUUUUUAAAA